This is a messenger RNA of Leptidea sinapis, 948 nucleotides long. RefSeq lists its product as uncharacterized. The record is from RefSeq and is a predicted model, not a curated record. The coding region runs from base 1 to 948 and encodes 315 amino acids. Lineage: Eukaryota; Metazoa; Arthropoda; Insecta; Lepidoptera; Pieridae. The transcript has a single exon.
AUGAGUACACAUUAUUACUGCGUGGAACUUACUGAAACGGACUUCAAAAAGAUAUUACCCAUGAACAAAAUUAAAUGGAAGUGUCCUACAUGCAAGGGUAAAAAGAAUACUAGUUCUCCUACAUCCAUCUCACCUAAAGGAGGAAUAAUAUCGUCAUCGGUUUUGAAUGUUGACACCGAGACUCUCACCCGAUACAUAGACACUAAAUUGGCGAGAUUCAGGCAGCAACUGCGUGAAGACAUCAGCUCGGCUGUUUUGGAAGUUUCUAAAGCACUUCGAGAUAAUAUUAACAAGCUCGAGCAGCGUAUGGACUCUUGGGAUGAACGGUUAUCGCAACUGGAGAGGGAUCACUCAUUUCAUUCAAAUGAAGCAUUAGGUAGUGAUAUGAAGGAAGAAAAUAACGCGCUUCGCACAGACCUACAUUUACUGACGACAAAGUUUGAUGAGCUCGACCAGGCUUCUCGUAGCUGUAACGUCGAGAUACAAAGCAUACCAGAGCGGAAAGGCGAAAAUCUAAUACAAUUGUCGUUAGAAAUUAGUAAGCUCCUAGGCGUCGAGUUGAAUCAUAGUGAUAUUAGGAACGUGCACCGCGUGACUCCAGGCCUACCCACGACCCGCCCCAAGAACAUUAUAUUGCAACUGACAACUCGACGGCAACGUGACGACCUAAUCGGUGCCGCGCGAUCGCGAAGGUCACUUACGACCGCUCAACUGUUUGGCACACCAACAAGUGCCGCCGCGGCCGUUUCCACCACCAAUUCCCGCUUCUUUAUAAACGAACACCUAACUCUUAAAAACAAAAUUCUUUUUAGUAAGACUCGCACAUUAGCUAAGGAGAAGGGUUAUAAAUAUGUAUGGGUAAGAAAUAGUAAUAUAUUACUACGUAAGAAAGAUGAUUCAAGGAUAAUUCAUGUGCGAUGCGUUGAUGAUUUAGCCAAAAUAUCAUGA